UAGGUGAACCCACAUGGCUCUGGGUGAAGCAUUACUUUUUUUUUACGGAACUUGGAGCACGUGAGAUGCAUGAAUUGCUGAUCCACCGAAAGUCGAAAUCGAGCACUUUUGGGAACAUCGCGAAUUGACAAGUUGACUUACUUUAAACGAGACAGAAAUACGGCGCCUGAGACGAGUAAUAACUGGUCGUCCAGUGGACAACAGUAAUGGCUAGCGCCCUGCGUUAUCACGAAAAAGUUGUAAUCGUGACAGGUGGAUCCAGAGGUAUUGGAAGGGGGAUUGUCAGAGUGUUUGUUCAAAACGGAGCCAAAGUUGUCUUCUGUGCCCUAGGUGUGGAGGCUGGCCAGACUUUGGAGACAGAGCUUAAUAAUGCGGGACCAGGAUUGUGCUUGUUCGUGCAUUGUGACAUCUCAAAAGAGGAUGACAUUAAACGGCUAAUCACAGUGUGUGUCGAGCGGUUUGGCAGAAUAGAUUGUUUGGUCAACAAUGCAGGAUGGCACCCCCCCCAUAAGCCCACUGACGAGACUUCUGCACAGGAGUUCAGAGACCUACUCAACCUGAACCUCGUCAGCUACUUCCUUGGGGCAAAGUACGCCCUGCCUUACCUGCGACAGACAAAGGGGAACAUCAUUAAUGUGUCCAGCCUGGUGGCUUCCAUUGGCCAGAAACACGCUGCACCGUAUGUCGCAACCAAGGGGGCGAUUGUUGCCAUGACUAAAGCUAUGGCUGUAGACGAGAGUCGCUACCAAGUCAGAGUGAACUGCAUCUCUCCAAGCAAUAUAAUGACGCCUUUAUGGGAGGAACUAGCAGAACACACAGCAGAUGCUUCUGGUGCCAUUAAAGAGGGAGAGAAUGCUCAGUUGGUUGGUCGUAUGGGCACAGAGACAGAGUGUGGUUUGGCUGCCCUGUUCUUAGCAGCUGAUGCAACAUUCUGCACAGGGAUCGACUUGUUUCUCAGUGGGGGGGCGGAGCUUAACUACAGCCAUAAAAGCCAGAUUCCUUGAUCUGGAAUGCGUCCAUUACACGGAGGUGAUCUGAAAUACUGAAGUUCGGAUUGGUGUAUGUGCAGUAAGGCUUUUCAUCUGUUGCUGAGACAACUGGCGAUUUUUCUUUCUUUUUCUCUUUUAAUGGAGUUACUGAGAAACUAAUUACCUUUUGUCAAAUCAGUUUUUAUUUCCAUGUUUCUUGGCAGUUGACACAUCAUAAUUCAUUCCAAAUUCACAGUUCUUACUGAUAUUAAUGACUCAAAAUGAGAAUGUCCUCACUUUGCAUUUAUUUUUACAUGUCUUUGCUUUCUAAUGUAUGUUUAACACUUAUUACAAAUAAAGAAGAUGUUUCUUACA
This is a messenger RNA of Chanos chanos (milkfish), 1343 nucleotides long. It is a transcript of the gene hsd17b14, whose product is annotated as hydroxysteroid (17-beta) dehydrogenase 14. NCBI's taxonomy places the organism in Eukaryota, Metazoa, Chordata, Actinopteri, Gonorynchiformes, Chanidae. The record is from RefSeq and is a predicted model, not a curated record. The coding region runs from base 207 to 1004 and encodes 265 amino acids. The transcript is spliced from 9 exons. Gene Ontology annotation, molecular function: estradiol 17-beta-dehydrogenase [NAD(P)+] activity. Gene Ontology annotation, biological process: steroid catabolic process. Gene Ontology annotation, cellular component: cytosol.